Anguilla anguilla (European eel) is the source of this 5433-nucleotide messenger RNA. RefSeq names its product apoptosis-stimulating of p53 protein 1-like. Gene Ontology annotation, molecular function: p53 binding. The transcript is spliced from 15 exons. Gene Ontology annotation, biological process: regulation of apoptotic process. The record is from RefSeq and is a predicted model, not a curated record. Gene Ontology annotation, cellular component: nucleus. NCBI's taxonomy places the organism in Eukaryota, Metazoa, Chordata, Actinopteri, Anguilliformes, Anguillidae. The coding region runs from base 1045 to 4011 and encodes 988 amino acids.
CAGCAACGUCGACAUGUGGUGAAAACGGCGGUCUUAAUCGAAAUUGUAAAUUGCUUUCCAUUUUGCCAGUCCUAAUCCUAAAGUGGAUUUGCGCUUUUAAAAGAAUGCUUUCCUUGUCGCGUGGGUGGUGUUCGGUGAUGAUUGUGUAGUCUUUAUUUUUGCAGCUAUUAAUAGCGCGUCCGAUUUAUGAGACGGGGAUUAGUGGGGAUGAGGGGGUUUUCCGAUACUCCAUCUCUUCACUUUUGUCUUUGCGCUAAAGACCAAAGCGUUGUAUCUAGCUCGUGUAGGUCGAGUACAUUUGUGUUGCCAUGUUACAGUGAAUCGUAAGGGUGCAAGUGUCGGCGAGUGCUCUACAAGUGUGAGAUGUGUAUUUUCGGUGUGAACGCAACGAAGAUCGGGGUGAUUGCUUGUUUUGAAGAAUCAUAUUAGUAAGUUUCUUAAACUGGCCAUUUGUGCAUUUACUGGUGCGAUCGGUGCACACUGGUACCAACACGGUGGCGAUCAAUACUAUAAGUUCUGUACAUCCCCCAUGAAUUCAAUAAAAAGCGCUGUAUCUUUAUACGCAAAAUACCACGAAAUCCGACGCAUUUUUGACAAGCAUGCAAACUAUUUGCAAUUGCAGUCAACUGGAUUUUCUUCCAUGAUCUUUCUAGUGUUUGUUCAACGUGUAGAAAAUCGACUGGGCAUUUAAACGGAAUUCGCUUAAGGGCAAAACGUGUUUGAUGCACAUUUUUUGUAUUGUAAUUGCGCGUAUAGCCUACAGUGUGAUUAUCAAUGAACAAAGAAUUCGGUAGACGAAAAGUCUUCACAUAUUUGAACGACGUGGUUGCACCCUAAACCGAAAAGAAAAAAAAUCUCGCCUACUGUACAGAAAUGGGUGGUUUUUAGAUAGGGAAUGAAGAGUAAAAAUGAGACGGAAGAGCGUGGAGACUGUGGAGGAGUUCCUAGCUGAAGCACAGCCCAGUGCGAUCUUUCAGAAUCUCGGAAAAAACACAGCAGGUGGGAAGCCCCCGUGUGGAGCUGACUCUGCUGGAGCUGCAGGAGAUGGCGUCCCGCCAGCAGCAGCAGAUCGAGGCGCAGCAGCAGAUGCUCGUCGCCAAAGAGCAGCGGCUGCGCUACCUGAAGCAGCAGGAGAGGAGGCAGCAGCAGACGGAGACGGAGAGCGAGAAGCUGCAGAGGCUGAAGGAGCGCGUGGAGAGCCAGGAGGCCAAGCUGAAGAAGAUCCGCGCCAUGCGGGGCCAGGCCGACUACAGCAAGGUCACCAACGGCAACCUGUCAGCGGAGAUGGAGCACAUCAACGGCGUGUUCCAGGAGAAGCAGCAGGAGCUGCAGGUGGCCGUGCUCAAGGUGGACCAGCUGACCCAGCAGCUGGACGACCUGCGCCGGGGCAAACUCACGCUGGGCGGGCAGGUGACCGGCACGGCUGCCCUGGAGCUGCGCAAACUCUACCAGGAGCUGCAGAUUCGCAACAAGCUGAACCAGGACCAGAACAGCAAGCUGCAGCAGCACAAGGAGCUGCUGAACAGGCGCAAUACGGAGGUCACGCUGAUGGACCGGCGCAUCGCCGAGCUGCGGGAGCGGCUCCACAAGAAAAAGGCAGAGCUGAACAGGAUCAACGGCCCCCCCUCCCCCCAGCCGGCCGCGGGCGGUUCGGGGCGCGUGGCAGCCGUGGGACCCUACAUCCAGGUGCCCGUGCCCACCCGCCAGGACAUGCCCCCCGAGCCGCUGAAACCGCAGUCCCUCAGCGUGCCCCCUCCCAUCGGCCACGCCCACUCCAAAACAGAGACGGAGGGGCGUGGCCUGAGAAAGCCCCCCGCCACCUGGAAGGUGUCAGAUUUAGACGUCGUAGUGGACCCCCUGUUGCCUUCCUCUCCCGGGGCGCCCUCCGGGUCCGACGGAGUGUCCUGUGAGCCUGCAGCCAACGAAAGCGAUUGGCCCGUUCUAAGCAACGGUCCCCCACCGCUCAAGCCCCCCGACAGGAAGGAGACGAACGCGGACGGGCCCGGCAAGACGGGCCCCCCGGUCCCCACGGCGACUCCGCCCGACAAGGGCCCGGACUCCGCAGGGCCUAGGCCCGUGGGGCCGACGCCCCCCUCCCAGAAGCCUCCGCCCCCGCCCUACGGCACGUACCCCUGCACGGGCGCCCCGCCGCCCCCGCCGCCCGGCUCCGGCAGCCCCCUGGAGCGCCGCCGGGACAGCCUGCCCCGCCCCGGCCCGGCGUCGGCCAACCCGGCGUGGCAGAGGGCCCCGCCCCCCACCGGCUCCUCCUCCCAGCAGAUCCAGCAGCGCAUCACCGUCCCGCCCAGCCCCACCUUCCAGCCCCCGUCCCCCCUCUUCCCCCCCGCCGGGGAGAGGCAGGACCCCCUGCUGGCGGCCGCCGUGCGCCCCUUCGUCCCCGACAAGGGCUCCCGGCCGCAGUCGCCCCGGAAGGGCCCGCCCACCGUCAACUCCAGCUCCAUCUACCACAUGUACCUGCAGCAGGCCGCGCACAAGGCCCACCCCCUCAACAGCAAGCUGGCGCUCAAAGCGGUCUACGGGAAGCCGGUCCUGCCCUCCGCUUCCUCCACGCCCUCCCCCUUGCCCUUCCUGCAGGGGGCGCCGGGCGCGGGGGUCCCGGGAGGCGGGGAGGAAGGGGCCGAGAGGGGGGAGGGGGACGCGGAGGGCCAGGCGCCGGGGCCCGGGGAGGCCCCCCCCCCCCACCCCGGCGUGGAAAACAUCCCGCGGCCGCUGAGCCCCACCAAGCUGACGCCGGUGGCGCACUCGCCGCUGCGCUACCAGAGCGACGCCGACCUGGAGGCGCUGCGGCGCAAGCUGGCCAACGCGCCGCGCCCGCUCAAGAAGCGCAGCUCCAUCACCGAGCCCGAGGGCCCCGGGGGCCCCAACAUCCAGAAGCUGCUGUACCAGCGCUUCAACACGCUGGCCGGGGGCAUGGAGGGCGCCGGGGGCACGCCCUUCUACCAGCCCGCCAACCCCCCCGAGUACCCGGGCGCCGCCGCCGCCGCCCCCACCGACGUGGAGAACGGGAACGCCGCCAACGGGAACCCCCCCGACUUCUUCCCCCCCCCCACGCCCGCCGCGGACCCGGCGGGCUCCGCCCCCCCGCCGCCUGGCGGCUCCUCCCCCCGGUCCUCGGACGGCAACGACAACCGGGUCCUGCCCCCGCCCCCGCCCCCUCCGGAGCAGACCUCCGGCCCCUCCCUCCUGCCUCGGGACUCCGUCGAGGACAGCAACAAUAACCCCGCCCUCGCCGCCGUCGCCUCCGACACGCUGCCCAGCCCCAUCCCCGAGGAGGAGGGGACUCCGCCCCUUGCCACGCCCUCCUCCCAGCACCUUAAGCGCAGUAACCUGAAGAAGCCGGACUCUGAGCGCACGGGCCACGGCCUCAGGGUCAAGUUCAACCCGCUGGCCCUGCUGCUGGAUGCCUCGCUGGAAGGGGAGUUCGAUCUGGUCCAGAGGAUCAUCUACGAGGUGGACAACCCCAGCAUGCCAAACGACGAGGGCAUCACGCCCCUGCACAACUCCGUCUGCGCCGGCCACCACCACAUCGUCAAGUUCCUACUGGACUUCGGGGUCAACGUCAACGCCGCGGACAGCGACGGCUGGACCCCGCUGCACUGCGCCGCCUCCUGCAACAGCGUGCACCUCUGCAAGCUGCUGGUGGAGUCCGGGGCCGCCAUCUUCGGCACCACCAUCAGCGACGUGGAGACCGCCGCCGACAAGUGCGAGGAGAUGGAGGAGGGCUACGUCCAGUGCUCCCAGUUCCUCCGCGGCGUGCAGGAGAAGAUGGGCGUGAUGAACAAGGGGGCGGUGUACGCGCUGUGGGACUACGAGGCCCAGGGCGCGGACGAGCUCUCCUUCCAGGAGGGCGACGCCGUCACCGUGCUGAGCCGCAAGGACGACAGCGAGACCGACUGGUGGUGGGCCCGGCUCAGCGACAAGGAGGGCUACGUCCCCCGAAACCUGCUGGGGCUGUACCCCAGGAUCAAGCCGCGCCAGCGCUCACUAGCGUAAACCCCCUUGCCCCCCCCCCCCCCCCCCUUCCCGGUUGAAAUUUUGGACCGUGGCACUACCGUUCCUACCUGUGCCGCUGUUUCUUGCGGGAGAUCUUCCCCGGGACCUCAGGGAGGGCGCUCUCCGAAACGGCAGCCCAUCUGAGACGCGUGCAGGACAGGACGGGAGCGGAGCUGCCUCUUUGCUUCAGGACACAACGCACAACCAGACCUGAAAAAGAAAAAAAAAAACAGACCUGACUAAACGCUCCGGUCUCCUUGGCGACAGAACAAAGUGCUUUUUUCAAUGGCGGUUAUGGGUUUUUCCUUUCACUUCGACGUCUUCGAACCAGGCUGAGAGAAAACGGCUGUUGCCAGGGACGACCGCUCGACCCCCGUCGCGGGGGAGACCCUCUGAGGCGCGCGGACCUGGGGGAGGGGCUUCGGAGGCCGGGCGUGGCCGGGGGGGGGGGGGGGGGGGGGGGGCGGCCAGGAGGAGCGCGAACAUGAGAAGCAUGGGUGGGGUGUGGCGGUUUUUAUUUAUUUUUCGGGUAGCUCUGUACCCCGGGGGUGGCAGGAUGUGGCUAAUCUAUCAGAUUGCAGCACAGCGACUGAUUUUUCCCACCGCUUCAUGUGCAGCAUUUCAGGAAUGCUUCUUCAAUCAAAACUGGCUUUUGUUAGAGGUUUCCUAUCAAAGCCGGUGUGCAGAUGUCCAAAUGUUGUAUAUUAGCACACUCUGGAUUUGUUUUCCCUAUUGCAUUACAUCCAGUUUCCCCCCCCCCCCCCCCCCCCCCUCAUGUUUUUAGUCUUGUGAAUGAUUACCUCUCCAGCAACGCUUUACAAAAGAGCUGAGCCGCAAAAAAAUAAACUGUAAAUCCCGUGGUGAUGGCGAGAUUGUUGUCUGCUGUAGGAAGCAAAAGAGGGCUUGUGUGUUCUGUACAGUGUAAAGAUGUGGGCCUUUUGUGAUCUGAUCUGUAAAUGUACACAGUAAAAUGAUUCCCCCCAGCAUGAGGUAAAGUGGAAUCUCCUUUUGUCGAGUGUGAAUGUUUAUGCGUUUGUGGUCUGUGUGUGUGUGUGUGUGAGUUUGGCCUUUAUUUUCUAAUGCCUGUAGCUUGUUUUGUCUUGGAAAAGGAAAAUGGUUGCACAGCCUGGCAGGUACCGUGCAUGUGCAGUGCUGACAUAACAUUACCGGUUGCUCUUGACCUUUUGUUUGGUCACCGAAUUUUAACUGUCCAUUUUUAGGUUUUACAACUUACAGAUGACAGGUAGUUAGGAUUGUGAUUUCUGUUUUAAAUAUUUGGGACAUACAGGCCUAAUGUAUUUUUGAAUGUUUUUUUGCACAUGGUGCAGGAAAAAAAGUGAUUUUCCUCAGUGCAAGUGUACAAAAUGUGUGACUGAUUUGGUGGCUCAGGGCAAUGAAUAAAAUACUAUACUGAACCACCCA